Molecule: messenger RNA, 1842 nt
Organism: Coccinella septempunctata (seven-spotted ladybird)
Lineage: Eukaryota; Metazoa; Arthropoda; Insecta; Coleoptera; Coccinellidae
Gene: DNApol-alpha73
Product: DNA polymerase alpha subunit B
Exons: 9
Coding region: 87-1811 (574 amino acids)
Biological process (GO): DNA replication initiation; DNA replication
Cellular component (GO): alpha DNA polymerase:primase complex
Molecular function (GO): DNA binding
Source: RefSeq, a predicted model, not a curated record
CGUCAACACAAAAAGUAAACGAAAUUCGCGAACACCGGGACUCUGAGAUAGAAAAAAUAUUACGUUACUUGAGAGAGGCAUACGAUAUGAAUUUGCAAGAUGAACUUGUUGGUUGCUUUGAAUUCAUCAAUUUAAAAUUAGAAACCAAAGUUUUAAAAAAAUGUGAAGACUUGUGUAAUAAAUAUGAUGUUGAACCAGAAGAAUUUUGCAAUAUUUGGUGUGCUUUCGCUGCUUCAACAAUGUGUACAGACGCCCCUACUUUGGAAAAGUUAGAAGUAGUCGAGAGGAAAGAAUUACAAAAAUUGAAUAAGGAAAAACCGUUUCCCAAAACCCCAAAAACUAAUAGGGUAGAAAAUAGAAACAAAGGUGAGGAAAAUGAAGACCGGAGUUUUAACGACAUGCAAGGAUCCCAUAAAUUCUCGAACGAUGAAAUUGAAAACAAAAAUGGAGUGAAUGCAGCUGAACUACCUGGGGAAGAAUUUAUUGACGAAUUAAUAGAAAGUCAAUUGGGCAGCACACAAAACGCGACAAAAUAUGCCGAUAGAGCAAAUGCUCUCCGUCCAAAGUUACAAGUUGGAAAAGGUGAAGACUUCCAAAUUGAUACUGGAAAAAUUGUACCAAUAUCACUCUACUGUCAAGAAAAACCACUUACUAGCGAUGUUAAAUACAUGUAUGAAGUAUUGGGACAAAAAAUUACUUGUCUGAAUAGUGUAGCGAAUUGGAUUGGAACAAAUAUUGCUAAAAGAAAUAAUUGUUUGCUUCAUAGUGACGUUGUCACGAAAAAUUAUAUUGGUCCGAUAAUCACACAUGGCAGAAUUUUCAAUGAUGAUGAAGGCCAACUGAACAUGCAAUCUAUAAUGCUGGAAGGAACAGGUGAAGUGAAUUAUGGUCAAUGUGUCCAUUUGAACAUCGAUAAAGUACCAGGUACAGCCUUGUUUCCUGGACAAAUAGUCGUAGUAAAAGGAAAGAUGUUGAAUGGCGACAAACUGAUUGCUGAAAAUUUGUACACUGAUGCCACUUGUGAUUUACCUCCUAAUCCUGCGGUAACUGAAGAUCCAUUACGAAUAAUAGCAGCUGCUGGACCUUUCACACUCGAUGAGAACUUGAACUACGACACAAUGAGAGAUCUUUUGAACUAUGUAUCAACCAAAGAACCCCAUGUUCUCAUUCUAAUGGGUCCCUUCAUAGAUGAGAACCACCCUAUAAUAUCUAAAGGAGAUAUAGCGGAAUCAUUUGAUGUUUUUUUCGAGACCCUUAUAGAAAGUAUAUCUGUUGCACUUCAAGACACAAACAUUCAAAUAGUCGUGAUAUGUUCUUCGAAAGAUGUGCAUCACUAUAAGGUUUAUCCAACACCUCCCUAUAAACUGAGGGAGAAAUACAAAAAUGUGAAAGUUUUCCCUGAUCCUUGUAUAUUGAGAAUCGACGAUUUAAUAGUGGGUGCAACCACUACUGACAUAAUGUAUCAUAUUGCCAAAGAAGAAGUUGUAACCACUAAGAACAGUGAGACUCUAGCUCGUUUACCUGCCCAUAUUUUGCAGCAACGAUGUUUUUAUCCAUUGUAUCCACCAAGUAAUGAAGUAAAUGUUUGCUAUCAGUUCUUGGAAUCUUAUGGAAUGAUGGAAUGUUUACCGCAUUUGUUAUUUUUACCAUCUAAAUUCAAAACAUUCGCUAAGAAUAUCCAAGGAUGUGUUGUUAUGAAUCCGGAAAGGUUAACCAAAGGAAACACUGGAGGAGCAUUUGCUGAUAUCACAAUCCUACCAGGCACAACUCCUAUUGUAGAAAGAUUGAAUUGUAAGAUACUGAAUAUUUGAAUAAAAUUAGAAAGAUUAUUGUAUUCCUCAA